Molecule: messenger RNA, 1772 nt
Organism: Dothidotthia symphoricarpi CBS 119687
Lineage: Eukaryota; Fungi; Ascomycota; Dothideomycetes; Pleosporales; Dothidotthiaceae
Product: cytochrome P450 phenylacetate hydroxylase-like protein
Exons: 3
Coding region: 219-1772 (517 amino acids)
Molecular function (GO): monooxygenase activity; oxidoreductase activity, acting on paired donors, with incorporation or reduction of molecular oxygen; iron ion binding
Source: RefSeq, a predicted model, not a curated record
GAAGCGGAAACCCCGCACCAGGUUGUACGUCAGGCGAAGAUGCAUUGCGGCUUGGGAUAGCCUUGGGCAGUCUAUCACGGGGUAUUGGGAGCGAGGCGGAAGCUAGGGAGCGGGCGAUAUAAGUGCGGCUGUAUGUCUUGAAGUUUGGACUAUUUCGUUCAGCAUCGUUCUCCUCCUUUUCAGUUUUUUGGCUCUGUUUUGGCACAGUGAUUGAAACUAUGACGCUUCCUGUUUAUCUCGCUGGGACGGUGGUGCUGGCGUAUUUCUUGUACCGUGUGCUGUAUGGCACUGAUACGCCGCAUAUCAAGGGCUUGCCUGAGGUCCCUGGACUGCCGCUGUUUGGCAGUCUGCUUGAGCUGGGGACGAAUCAUGCCAAGGUUGCGCAGGGGUGGGCGGAGAAGUAUGGGCCUGUGUUCCAGGUGCGGAUGGGGAAUAAGAGAAUCGUCUUCGCAAACUCAUUCGACUCGGUCCGCCAUCUCUGGAUCACAAACCAAUCCGCCCUCAUCUCCCGCCCUAUGCUACAUACUUUCCAUAAAGUUGUCUCUUCGUCCCAGGGCUUCACAAUCGGUACCUCGCCGUGGGACGAGUCGUGCAAGAACCGGCGGAAAGCAGCGGCCACGGCGCUCAAUCGCCCAGCAGUACAAUCCUACAUGCCGCUCAUCGACCUCGAAUCUACCGUGUCCAUCAAAGAACUCCUCCUCGACAGCAAGGGCGGAGAAAUCGACCUCGACCCGCGCGCAUACUGGCAGCGCUACGCACUCAACACCAGCCUAACGCUGAACUACGGGUACCGCAUCGACGGCGACAAGGACGCGCCGCUGCUGAAAGAGAUAGUGGAUGUCGAGCGCGGCGUGGGCAAUUUCCGCUCCACGAGCAAUAACUGGCAGGACUAUAUCCCGCUGCUGCGUCUGCUGCCUAGCCAGAGCAACGAGGCGGUUAGGUUCAGGGAGAGGAGGGAUGUGUAUAUGGAUCGUCUUCUUAAUACGCUGGAGGAGAAGAUUGAGAAGGGGACGGAUAAGCCGUGUAUUACGGGGAAUAUUAUUAAAGAUCCUGAAGCGAAGUUGAGUCGUGCGGAGAUAAAAUCCAUCUGCCUAACCAUGGUAUCCGCGGGUCUCGACACCAUCCCCGCAAACCUAAUAAUGGGCAUCGCCUUCCUAGCCUCCCCGCUGGGCCAACCCAUCCAAGCCCGCGCCUACUCAGAGAUCCAACGCGCCUACCCCAACAACACCGCCUGGCACGCCUGCCUGCACGAGGAAAAAAUCCCCUACAUAACCGCCCUGUACAAAGAAAUCCUGCGCUACUGGUCCGUAAUCCCCAUCUGCCUGCCGCGCGUCAGUAUCAAAGAUAUCGUCUGGGAAAACGUGACGAUCCCAGCUGGCACAACGUUUUAUAUGAAUGCGUACGCUGCUGAUUACGACGCAACCCAUUUCAAAAACCCCGAGGUGUUUGAUCCGGAGCGCUAUCUCAAUGUGGCGGAUGGGCAGGGCACGCCGCAUUAUGGCUACGGGGCGGGGUCGCGCAUGUGUGUCGGGAGUCAUUUGGCGAAUCGGGAGCUGUUUACGGCGUUUGUGAGGCUGGUUUGUGCGUUUGAGUUUAUGCCGCCGGGGGAGAAGGGGGAUGAGAGUGUGUUGGGGUGUUUGGAGGCGAAUGCGUUGCCGACGAGUUUGACGAUGGAACCUAAGUAUUUUAAGGUGGGGUUUCGGCCGAGGGAUCGGGAGAGGUUGGAGGGGUGGAUUAGGGAGAGUGAGGAGUUGACUAAGGGGUUGAGAUAG